UAGAUGACUUUUUUUACAAGGACUAAAAAAAUGGUCUACAAAAACCUCUGCUCUAUAAACUAUUCAGAAGAGUACACUGCUCCACAUGAAUAUAAUAAACUUCAACCACCCUCUUUCUGCUGCCGUCGCCUUCACGAGUCCUUCAUUUCUGCACCUUUUUCUCAUCACAUCACUCUCUCCUCCUUGGAUACAGGGAUUCUUUCUUUGACUUCAACAAAACCCCUUUCUACUUCAAUCUAUACAAACUAAUGCAUUACAACAUACAAAUUUCUUGCUAACCACUACACGCAAGUGUAUCUUAUGCCACAGCCAACACCCCUAUUUUAUUCCAUCAUACAAAACUAACUUCACUCUCACGUAAUCACUUUCACAUGACACAAACAAAACAUAGCAAUUAUACACCAACUACGCCCCAAUCUACUCUAUUAUCUACAUUUUUCUAUCUAUUCUGGAGAUCGAGUUUCAAAAUUAUCUCCGAAAUAUUCAUAAUCUGAUAUAGUUUUGGAACAAAUGUAUCUGAAAUAAAUGCGCACAAAAAACAAACAGACACCAGGAAUCUAAGCCACCCACCCUCCUAAUAAAGCCCUUCAAGUCCACACCUUUGAGCCAAAACCAAACACCCUUUUGGCCACUCUUCACAAUGCCAACCCAACCUGACUCGCCCAACACGUUGACCCAAAUGUUUCAGAACAUCUUCUCAGACAACAGUAACAUCAUGCUUGCAGCCAUCAUUUCCCUUCUCCUUGUCAUCCUCUUUGUCCUCCUUCUACACCUCUAUGCCAGAUGGUUCCUUGCUCAGGCACAGGCUCAGGCGCACGCCCGCCGCCGACGCCGCCGCCGCCGCCGAACGACGGUGACCGUCUCCGACGUCCUUGGCCCGGCUAGGUUCCACCAGUUCCACAGCUUCAACAUAGAAGACUCCUCACCCCUCUCAACCAAAGGCCUGGAUUCUUCCACCAUUAGAGCAAUUCCUCUCUUCAUCUACGAGCAUAACAACAGGGCCAAAGAAGAUGAAGAACUUGAAUGUGUGAUUUGUUUGAGUGCCUUUGAGGGUGGUGAAGUGGGAAGGUGUUUGCCAAAGUGUGGCCAUGGUUUUCAUGUGGAGUGCAUUGACAUGUGGUUGAGUUCACACUCCAAUUGUCCUAUUUGUAGAGCCCCCAUUGUAGUAAAUGUUGUUGAGAUCGAUUCUUCUCAGGUUGUGUCUUCAAGAGAUCAUGGUGCUGAAUAUGGUGGUUCUGAUUUUGAGAUUGUGGUUGAUGCUGGUUCCGAUGAGACUAGAGAGAGUGAUCACGGGAAUGGUAAUGGUAAUGGAGGAGCAAGAACAAGUGUUUCUCUGUCAGAAACUUCUUCCUCGUUUUUGGGGUGCUCUUUGGAGAGAAUGCUUGGCAAGGUUUUCCCAUCGGCUAAUUAAUGUAAAUUAAUUCAUUACAUGCUUGAGAUGUAUAUUCUACACGAUUUACCAUGAAAUGAGCAUCAUCAACUAGGGUUCUCUACA
This is a messenger RNA of Vigna radiata var. radiata (mung bean), 1495 nucleotides long. Its product is annotated as RING-H2 finger protein ATL63. The transcript has a single exon. Bases 641 to 1411 code for a protein of 256 amino acids. The record is from RefSeq and is a predicted model, not a curated record. Lineage: Eukaryota; Viridiplantae; Streptophyta; Magnoliopsida; Fabales; Fabaceae. Gene Ontology annotation, biological process: protein ubiquitination.